UAUGGCAAUUUGUGUCAGUAGUGUGAUAUAAUUUUUUAAAGUAAUUCUUCAAAAAGUUUUCUUCACUUCAUUCGUCAUUUCCUUCGAUAUUAUAUAUUUAUUUGCAGCAUAAUCACCACAAUGGCUGCCACCAUAAAAUCAUCCUUAUCAAUGAAAAUCAUGUCAUUACAUAAGGAUAAUGUUCAUAAUUAUCAUCGUAUAAAAAUUCCAUUAUCGUCAUCAAUCGAUUAUGAUAAAAAACUAGCAAUAAUCGAAUGCGAAAAGUCUGAAAGAAAUUAUCAUUACCAAUCUACGAUUUGGUAUCGAUAUUUAAUCGAAUUACAAGCCCUAUUAUUUUUAAUAAUCGAUUCAUUUAUGAAUAAAUAUCUACUAUCGUGCAAACGGACCAAGCAUCAUUAUCGAUCAAUGAUAGUUGACAAUUUUUGUAGACAAUCAUCACAUUUAUUCACCAUUUUUGUUACUUUAAUCAUCUGUUUGUUACCAAUGUUUAUUCAAAUUUCAUACGUUGCUGAUGCUGCAAGAACUAAUAAUGAAUGUAGAUUUCCCGAACAUUGGUGGGGUAGUUGGUUUCAGAAAGGUGUUUCUGGAACGAUAUCAAUUACAAUGAAUAACAUUUCACAUAAAGGUUUUUGUCGCAAAAAUCAUGGUGAUAAAUAUAUUAUCGAGAAUAGAACUGAUCGAUGUGUUCGAUGUUUGGUCAUUAGUGAAAGACAUGCCAAUAUUUUACAAUACAAAGAAACGAGUUUUUGUUAUCCAUUAUCGGAAGAUACAAACGAAAUUUGUUUCGAUAUUAACGGUGAUGCUCCAUUGUAUUCAUUGUUUCGAGUAAAUACAUCUCCCAUCAAGUGUCCUUUCAAUGGCCCGUUUACGUUUUCCUAUUCGAAAGGUAUUAUGAAUGAAUGUCGAGAUCCACCAUCUACAAUUGAUCAAUGUACCGAUGACCGACAUUUGUUGUUCAAAUUUCGAGCUUGUAUCGACAUUCAUGGCUCUGAAAGUAAAGUGGAAGAGCUUGAAUGCUUAGCCGAUUGGAAAGAAGGAUCAUAUCGAUAUCUAGUAGGAAAACUAUAUCAUCAACUUGCCACAACCGAUGAGGAUCGUUUCCGAUGCUUUGUAUUCGAACGUAACAAUUCUGAUUAUGUUGAAAGUUACAAUAUUGGCCAAUCUGGUGAUGCUAGUUGCGAAGGCCUAUUCUCACCGCGCGAUGGUUCCCGUACAUUCAAAUUGCGCAAAACAAAUUCUAUUCAAUCUAGUUGUGAAUUCCCUCCUUGGAUUACAGAUGUAAAACUUUGGUCUACAUUGGACAAUCGUCAUGUUUAUGAUUUUACCGCCUUAAAUCAAUUUACUGUCGUUGACAUGAAGCAAACGGUGUUCCAGCUGGCCAAAUGUAUUCGAUCCGAUGAUGUUUCAUUUCAAUAUCGUUUCAAUACGAGCCGAUUCAUCAUUCAUACCACUGUGCAAUGUUCAAGCGGUUAUGCUUGUAUGAAUGCCUAUCAACGAGAAGAUCGUAUCACCGAAUUACAAAUUGGAAACAUUGUUUCUGACAUCAAUGAAGCUUGUUCGCCCAAUAAUUUUAAUCUUCGUCCAGCCAAUUUCAUUACGUUGACAACCUUGGAUCAAGAAAUGCGUCCUUGUGAACUAAGUGGAAUUUAUUCGAUUCGUACAAGAAUGCCAUACAGUUAUAAUCAUAAAAUUAUGACCAAUUAUAGUCGGCUAGUAUCGUUAUUGGAUUCAAGAUUUAUGUGCCAAGAAAAGGACCUAAAAUUGCGUUCAAAUUGUGAAGAACCUGAAAUGUUUCAAUUUAUUUGUACGACCGAUAAUCGAAUCAAAAAUUUUUAUUGUCGCGGCGGUUGGAGAGAAAAUAAUACCCAAUAUUUUCUCGUAUCAUUGAUCGACAAAUUCAAUUAUGGAUAUUGUAUAUCGUACAAUAUCGAAAAUAAAGAAAUUCGUUUGAUUCGCAAUAGUCAUUUUUGCUAUCGUAAUGAUCAAAUCUUACAAAAUUAUGACCAGACACAGACACCUUCAAGAUCAUUCCGUCCAUCGGUGGUCAUUGGUGAUCAAUAUCCAACCAACAAAUUUGCCUCAACCAAAUAUGAUGAUAGCAUUUCAUUCACUUUGAUAAAUGAAGGUUCCUGUCAGCGUUCGAGUUCAGUUUCAUUCAUCGGACAUAGCUGUCGAAAACUUUUUCUUUUAUGGUUAUUCAUUAUCAUUGUGGUCAGCUUUCAUUCAAAAGCAUGAUGACGAUGCUCAAACAAUCAAUCAUUCAUCUGUCUUUCUCUUUCCAAUUCACCAAAUUUUUUUAUUGAAUCAAUCAUUCAAUGGAAUGCCCGAAUUCAUGCU
Molecule: messenger RNA, 2337 nt
Organism: Dermatophagoides pteronyssinus (European house dust mite)
Lineage: Eukaryota; Metazoa; Arthropoda; Arachnida; Sarcoptiformes; Pyroglyphidae
Gene: aus
Product: argus
Biological process (GO): autophagosome-lysosome fusion
Source: RefSeq, a predicted model, not a curated record